AUGACUAGAACCACAGAAACAGCGAACGCAGAGGCAUCGUCCAGCAGGUUGUCCCUCUACGAAGGCAGUACGCAGUAUCGAUACUGGCGUUACUCUCCAGAGCAACUUGCGAACGCUCGCGCAACUAUGAACGCCGCAGCAGUCUCCGCGAUCCGGAAUGCAUUUGAGGCAAAUUCGGCACGCUCGUCUUCGGAAGUCUCCUUCCUCGAGGCAGAUGAAGAGAACUUGCUCGUCAAGCUGUACGUUGGGAAGAUCCCACAACUUUGUGCUCACUUCCGCUUUCCUGAGGAAGUAGAAGCGACCGCCAUGACAUAUCUGAAGAGAUUCUACUUGAAGAACACCGUCAUGGACUGGCAUCCGAAAAAUGUCAUGCUGACUGCACUUUUUCUUGCUACAAAGACAACGAACCACCCUAUAUCUCUAGAGUCAUACACAGCACAUAUACCCAAGACCGCGCCUGCAGACGUACUUGACCUUGAGUUUCUUGUUGCACAGUCAUUGGGCUUCGAUUUUGCCGUAUGGCACCCUCAUCGAGCAUUGUGGGGACUUUGGUUAGAUGUUCAGCAGACACUUCCGGAUGUCUCCAUACAGGAGCUGAGAGAUGCUUACGAGAAAGCCUUAGAUCACGUUCGCGCAUCUCGACUGACGGACGCCGAGUUCAUCUACACGCCGUCUCAAAUCGCUCUUGCGUGUCUGUCUCUCGCCUCACCUUCGCUCGCAUCUUCCUGGGCGCGCUCAAAGUUUCCAAAUGUACAGUCACCCCCGGUUCUCGCGGUCCUCGACCCUAUCAAGGUGAUAAUCCUUUCAUGCGGCUCAUCGCCGGACGUGGAGGCCGUGCGAGAGGUGGAUCGACGGCUGAAGCUCUGCAAAAACCCGGAGAAAGUCGUGGGUAGCAAAGCGUAUCUGAGGAAACAAGAAGAGGCGGAGCGCAAAGCGGAAGAGAAGAGGAAACGAAAAGCAGAUGAGGCGAGGAAGGCGAUGGAAGAUGAAGACCCGUUUGGCAGUGAAUUGGCGGGAAAGGCUGGGGCUGCGAGGCUGGACGAGGAUGACGAGGAUGAUUGA
This is a messenger RNA of Laetiporus sulphureus 93-53, 1062 nucleotides long. Its product is annotated as cyclin-like protein. NCBI's taxonomy places the organism in Eukaryota, Fungi, Basidiomycota, Agaricomycetes, Polyporales, Laetiporaceae. Gene Ontology annotation, cellular component: nucleus; transcription factor TFIIK complex. Gene Ontology annotation, molecular function: cyclin-dependent protein serine/threonine kinase regulator activity. Gene Ontology annotation, biological process: regulation of cyclin-dependent protein serine/threonine kinase activity; regulation of transcription by RNA polymerase II. The coding region runs from base 1 to 1062 and encodes 353 amino acids. The transcript is spliced from 4 exons. The record is from RefSeq and is a predicted model, not a curated record.